CCCCGCGUGUUCCCAUUGUUCCGUUUGUAAAAUCAAUUUGUAUCGCUUCCCGAUUCGAGCGGAGGCAUUAGCUCUCGCCGUGCGCGAGCCGACGGGUACCGCCGGCCUUCCAAUGGAGUUGCGGAUCGUAUUGGCAGCGAAGUGAGAAUAUUGGAUCGCAUUGAACCGUUGACCGCGGAAGCUGAUUUGACAGACAGAAUCGAUUGUUCGCGCUCUCGCCGUCUGCCCUUAGGAUACAACCGGUAAGGGGCGGGAGGUAGGGACGGGAGGAAGAGACCGAUAGAUACAAGGGAGAGAGAUGGAAGGCUGCUCGUUAAAUUGAUUCGAUCUGUGCCCGGAAGCCGCUUGGCCUCCACGAAGAUGAAGUUCGACGCGUUGACCGCUGCACUAAUAUUUAGGGAGGACGCUGUUGAGACUGAAACCCGAGUUUGGAAAAUAUAUCAAGACUUUCGCUUCCUUCAAAGUUUCAUUCGGUUCGAUAUUUCGGACAGUAAAUUUAUUAGAGGUGCAUGUAGCAGUAACGAGGAAUUCAGUAGGUUAUGUUGAUGCUGUUGAAACGCGUUGAGAAAUAUGGUGAUGUAUCCUAUGGCGACGCUUUUCGUUAUUUACGUUACAUUGUGACAAUUCGAAUCAGCAUUCCGCGGCGCAACGGGUCAACGAUACGAUCCGGCUUUCGGAGGCACGGAUAUAUUUUUGAUUUGUAACAGUCGAGUGGCGGUGAUGCGAGGACAAGUUGUAACCGAGCAAGGAAUCGGAAUAGUAGGCAUCCGGGUGUCCGUGGACAGGGACUCCCGCUUCGGGUUCACGUUGACCAGGGCUGAUGGAUGGUUUGACGUGCUGGUCAACGGCGGCGGUGCAGUGACGCUUCAGUUCCAGCGGAGCCCCUUCAAACCCCUUACGAGGACCGUGUUCGUGCCAUGGAAUCAAAUAGUGGUUCUACCUCCUGUGGUGAUGACCCUUAACAUGGACGGCGAGUCCCAUAAAUCGAACCAACCCCCUAGCCCAGCUGUCGGCUUCCCAGGGAUCUCCAUGGGACUCUUUAGCGAGCACGGCCCGUGCCUUGAGCACGACCACGAACUGCUGAGGCCGAUCAUUGUCAGCACCUGGAUGCCGGAGAAGGUGGGCGGGCUGCCUGGCAGGAGUCUGGUGUUCGCCGAGAGCCAGAUCGUUCAAGAGAGCAUCGCGAUUCCGGGCUCGAACCUACACUUGAUGUACCAGAGCAGCCAGGCGGCCGGUUACCUGUCCACGGUGAGGAUGCAGUUGACCGGGCCGCUCAUUCCGAAGUCGCUGACGCAUGUGCACGUGCACGUGGAGAUCGAGGGCUCGCUGCACACCAAGACCUACGAGGCAGAUCCGAAUCUGACGCACACGUUCGCCUGGAAUAAGCGGAACGUUUACAAGCAGAAGGUGUACGGCGUGGCGCAAGCCAGAAUCUCGAUCGGCUAUCAGCAUUCCACUUGCCGCUCGGUGAUAUGGGAGACCCAGACGGCCACGCUGCAAGGAUUCGACGUGGACAUCUCGGACAUCGGCGGCUGGGGCCUCGACAUCCAUCACCAUUACAAUUUCCACGAGGGCAUCCUGCAGAAAGGCGACGGCACCACGCUCCACUUCAAACAGUAUCCCCGCACCGUGAAGGUGGUGAUGGGCACUGGUCUACAGAGGAGCCUGGUCUGCCAGGACUGCAACGGUCUCGCCAAAGACGCGAAGCUACUGACCCCGGUCGCACUUACCAGCGGUCCGGACGGCAGCAUCUACGUCGGAGAUUUCAAUCUAGUCCGGAGGAUUACGCCAAAGGGAAAUGUCUACACCGUCUUGAUCUUGAGCGCGACGCAGGUAGCCUACCAAUACUACCUCUGCGUAUCCCCAGCCGACGGACACCUGUACAUUAGCGACCCCGAGAAGCAUCAAAUAUUGAAGGCGUUGACACUGGAGGUGGUGCAGAAUCCUAGCAUCAACAUCGAGCCGGUUGUCGGAAGCGGCGAGAGAUGCAUUCCUGGAGACGAGAGCCACUGCGGCGACGAUGGCCCAGCUAUUCGUGCCAAGUUAGCACAUCCUAAAGGAAUCGCCAUAGCAGCCGAUAAGACGAUGUACAUCGCCGACGGUAGGAACAUCCGAGCGGUGAAUCCCGACGGUAUCAUCCACACCCUCGUAGGCCACCAUGGUCAUCAUAAUCACUGGUCCCCAGCACCUUGCGUGGGCGCCAUACCUGCCCAUCAGGCUCAACUUCAGUGGCCAACCGGAUUGACUUUAAGCCCGUUGGACGGUUCUCUGCACUUUAUCGACGACAGGCUAGUCCUGAAACUUACCAGCGACCUCAAAGUGCGUGUCGUAGCCGGCACGCCGCUGCACUGUGCCAGCAGCAGCAGCAAUGCCAACGACGGGGACGCGUCCAAAGCGAAUUCCACGAACGUCUUGAAUCCCAAGAAACCUGAUGAAGUGCUUGGCUCCGUCUUGGCAGUUGGCUUCAGCCCUACCGGUGAACUCUACAUAGCCGAGAGUGACUCUCAUCGCGUGAACACCAUCAGAGUGGUGGAUAGCUCUGGGAAAAUGUCGCAUUUCGCAGGGCAGCAGCAGGAACGACUGCGCGGCCAAUGCGAGUGCAACAACACCACUCCUAGCACCAAAGAUUUGGAGAGUUGCUCGUGCACCGACGACACGAGCAGCACAGAGACCCUUCUGUCGUCUAAUGCCAAGUUCACUGCUAUAUCGGCGAUAGCGAUCUCUCCCGAUGGCGUGCUGCACGUGGCUGAUCAAGGUAGCCUGCACAUUCUCGCUCUUCAACCAUACCUGCCGAACCACGACGAGAGUGGCGAAUUCCAUAUACCGUUCCCGCCUACCAACGAGAUCUACGUGUUCAAUCGAUACGGUCAACAUAGCUCCACCAAGGACCUGACGUCCGGCAAGACACGUUAUUCGUUCCUGUACAGUAAAAACACGAGCUUCGGCAAACUCUCGACUAUAACCGAUAGCGCUCACAAUAAGAUCCAGUUCUUCAGGGACUACAGCAGCGUCGUCAGCUCCAUCGAGAACACUCAGGACCACAAAUCUGAAUUGAAGAUCUCGGCUGUCGGGUUCCUCGAGAUACUCUCUGAAAGAGGUAGAGCUGAAAUCGUUUUCGGGUAUGACGGAUCCACCGGGUUGCUCACCAGUCGAUCAGGAGGCGGAGAGACGUAUAUAUACAAUUAUGACGGUCUGGGACGAGUCACAGACGUCAUUCUACCUACCGGCGAGAAACUGAAGCUAUCCUCGGACUUGUCUGAUAACGAAGGUUUGUCCGUGAAGGUGUCCGCGCCUCUGCAAGCUCUCUCGAAGGGUGACAAGCAACGGGAAAUUGAGUACGAGAUGAAGAACGAGAGGUCGAAGGUGCUGACUAUCACUGAUGAUGCCAAGAUCAAGAAAGCCAUCGCUUUCACUAACAGCAGCCUCGAGGUCCUUCUGCCGGGCGGUGGGAGAGUCCUCAGUGCCCCAACCACGAAACACCCGCUAUUAGAAGCUGCAUUGCCAGUGGAGGCGGAAAUGUUACCGAUGUGGAGCUACCAGCUGAUGUCUCUAGGGGAAUUAACGAACACGAUGACAACCACGUACAACUUAGUCGGCGACGUCAGUCAUUUCCAGCAGACGCUGAACAGGGAGAUCUGGGUGAACGAGACGAGAGUGAUAGGCGUGGAGUUCGAGCAAGCUUUCAGCCGUGAAACGUUUUACGACAAGACUAGGAACCCUCUGCUGACUGUCACUUUCGACCAAGCCGGAUUACCCCUGACAUGGCAGCCGCACGAGCAGGGACACAACCUCAGUAUAACGUACGACAGGUUCAACCGCAUAGAGAGCUGGAAAUGGGGUGCUUCCGACGAAUCCUACGGCUACGAUCGUCAUGGUCAGCUGGCCGAGGUGACCAACAGCCAAGACGGCACGAAACGUUACACUUACAACGACUUCAACAUGCUCUCGAAGAUCACUCUGGCCAGCGACAGACACUUCUCUCUGCAGUACGACGACGACGGUGGUUUGCGUCAUAUUAUCCUGCCGUCGGGAACGAAACACUCGUUCUCGUGUCAAGCGUCUUUGGGAUUCCUACGAGUAACAUACACUCCUCCAGGCAGCACUAGGGCUUAUCUUCAGCACUACAGUCACGAUGGCAACUUAUUGCAAACCGUGUUCCCUGGCGAUGGAGCGAGGAUCGUCUACAGGUACCACACUUCGGGACAGUUGGCGGAGGUGGUGCACGGGGAUGGGAAGAGCGAAAUCAGGUACACCGAAAGCGGACUCCCGUCAGCGGUGAUUCACUCCGAGAGGGACGUCGAGUACAAGUGGGACUAUCAAUUCAGCGCCGGCUUGCUGGUAGAGGAACGUAUCGAUUUUGGCGCUAAGACUGGCCUCAGCAACGCCAAGUUCACUUUCGAUUACGACUCGAACUUCCGGCUGAUCAACGUUCAAGGCAGAAUAGGCGGCCUGACACUACCGGCGCACACCAUGGCGUACAGUCCUAGAACCGGCAUGUUGGAGCAGAUCGGUCAGUUCAAAGUGACCAGACCUCAGACCAACGAGACCACUGUGUUCGAUGGUACAGCGUUGUUCUCUCGCAUCACCGAUGACAGGUACUUAGAGACUCAGGUGACUCUCACGAUUCAUCAGUUAGAAGUAUUCAGAAUGGAGUUCACUCACGAUUCUCGCGGCAGAAUCAAUCAGACCAGGACGUACACUCGUAACGUAGGCGUGAACACGUAUACCAACGUGAAGAAUUAUACUUGGGAUUGCGACGGUCAAUUAAGCGGGGUCGAGGGCCAAGAGCCGUGGUGGUUCAAGUACGACGCCAACGGGAACAUGUUGUCGUUGACGUACAGAGGGAACACGAUACCCAUGGAGUACAACAGCAUGGACAGAAUAGUGAAGUUCGGCGAUGGUCUUUACAAAUACGACAACAGGGGGUCGGUAGUGCAAAACGCCAGGGAGGAGAGGUUUUAUUAUAACGCUAAAGGUCUCCUGGUUCGAGCUAUCAAACGCGGACGCUUCGAUGUGCGCUACUAUUACGAUCAUCUCGACCGUUUGGCCACGAGGAAAGAUAACUAUGGAAACGUUACUCAGUUCUUCUAUAAUAAUCAAAAGCGUCCCCUCGAAGUGAGCCAGAUAUACAGUCCGCGGGAUACGAAAUUGAUGUCGCUGGUGUACGAUGACAGGGGACACCUCAUCUACGCACAAUUCUACAGGCACAAAUAUUAUAUUGCCACCGAUCAGUGUGGCACUCCUAUCAUGAUCUUCAGUCAAUACGGCGAAGUGAUCAGAGAGAUCAUGAGAUCACCCUACGGACAUAUCGUUUACGACUCCAACCCUUAUUUGUAUUUACCUGUCGAUUUCUGUGGAGGACUGUUGGAUCAGGUGACGUCGCUGGUACAUAUGCCAAACGGUAAAGUGUACGACCCAUUGAUUGGAAAACAGAUGUCUCCUUUGUGGGAGAACGUCCUGGACAGAGUGGACACUCCAACACACCUGCACUUGUAUAGGUUUAACGGGAACGACCCUAUUGAUGUCAGGCAUACAGACAGACCAAAUCAACCCACAGAUCACAUAUCAUGGUUGUCACACCUAGGCUACGAUCUGAAAAGCCUAGCGCCGCAACUGUUCCCCGAAGAACUGCCAGACAGCCUGGUUCCGCCGGCAUUGGGCCCAGGCACCUCGAUCUUCGGGAAGAAAAAGAGAACUAGAAAUCUGGGCGUCCAGUCUGGCUUCCUGGCUCAUAUCGCGCAAAGGCACUCAGGCGACGCCGUCAGCUUAUCCGCGCCGCCCCGUUCAGCCCUGAAGAAGGACACCAGCGAGCUGAUACCGACCCGCUUAGGCGCAGCGUCCGAUCCUCCGUUCGGCAAGGGAAUCCUGGUCUCCAGGACAGCCGACGGCCAAGCAGUCGUGUCCAGCGUGCCAACCACGAACACCAUCUACAAAGACGUGUUCACCUCGGUGUUCAACCGUUCCUACUUCCUGCCGUUCACGUUCGUGGUGCACAGCGCCCAGCAGGACGCGUUCUAUUUCGUGAAGGAGCAGACCUGGAAAGCCAGCGAGGACCGCGGUCAACUGAAGCGCCUGGGCGGGCAGGUGAACACGACCUACCACGAGAGCGAGAACGGCAGCGGCAACAGCUCGCUGAUAGACGUGAAGAUCCACGGUGCCAGCUACGUGGUGAACCUGCGUUACGGCACCACCGCCGAGAAAGAGAAACAAAGACUGCUCCAUCACGCGAAGGCGACCGCCAUACGGAAAGCCUGGCACAGGGAACGCGAAGCGCUCAAGACGAACACUCCUACGACCAUCGAGUGGAUGGUAGCCGAGCACGACGAGAUACUGAAGUCGGGAUCCGCGUCGAACUACGAGGGCGUGUACAUACACGAUGCGCAGCUCUACCCCGAGCUGGCGGAGGACCCGUACAACAUUAGGUUCGUGAAGAAGGCGGUCGACCCGUCCAGCAAGAAACGCCGCAGAAGGAGAGGCGCGCCGACGUGCAAGCUCUGGUGGCUAGACAAGAUCUGCUAGAUCGCCGGGUCGAGCCAGCAGCCCCCCUCUCCCCUAGCCGGGAGAACUGUCCAAGUCGAAGCGAAACAGGAAUUUCGAGAGGCGCGCGUGGCGGAUGUUUGAAUGGAUGAACGGAAGCGGAGGCGGAGCGCGCGGACGCGCGCUGCGAGCGGGCGCGCGCGCGGAAACGCGCACUGAACACUAUCAAGCGAAGGAGAGAAAAAAAGUUUUAUACCAAAGUCUAUUUGUGUAUUUCGAAGAUGCCAAAAACAUUAACGUUAAUACGAUUAUUAUGUAACGUGAUAGGGUGUAGUUGUGUAAGGGCUCGGAAUCGCGUGACUCGCGGCUCAUCGGUAUGGUAAACGGAAGAGGAGGCGGCAGGGGGCGACGAGAGCCACGUUGCGCGGGGACCCGUUGUCCCCGGCGACGGCGAAGCGAGGGUGACCGCGAGACGUCCGGACGCUCGAUGAUGUUCCUUCGACGAGAUCGAAUUUAGAGAGCAGACGAGAGGAGUUAAGGGGAUGUCCGGGGAGCCGGAAACCGAGGCGCGGAACGUGGAAAAUCGUGAACGGUUUGUGCACCGGUCGGGACGCGAGAUCUCGAUCCGGCGCGGAAUCGGACGAAGGAACACUGACGGGGCGGCGAGGACCGAAGCCAAGGCCAUUCGUCGUUGAGGGCGAACCGAGUGAGAGAAACUAGUCAAUAUAUAGCUUUACAUUGACGUAGAUACUUUUUUCCAGUAGGAUAAGGUACCGAGCCGUGUGUCACGAUCGUCGAUGUUACCAUAUGGAAACCGUGUGUACCCUGUCUGGCCCGUCGUGUGACGGCGCGAUGUUUCAGCCGUACUUAGCACUCGAUCGAGGAGAGCAAACGAAUGAGGAGCACGGAUGAGGACAAUAGCUGUACGGUAGAUCGCGAGUGGAAGGGACACAGACGCGCGUAUCUCAACAAUGAAUGGCCCCCGUGGGACCGAGGAUAGAGGAGCUGUUUCGGUCGAUAAGAAAGAGGAUGCUAAGAUUCGUACAGGCGCGCCGCAAAUCGGCGUAUCCAGAAUUCUAAGCGAUUCAAGGAGAAAGAGGGAGAGAGAGAGAGAGAGAGAGAGAAAGAGAGAGUGGGAGAGAAAGAAAGAGCGAGAGGGAGAGAGUGAGAGAAAUGUGUUAGGGUGUAUUAUAAAGUGGUGCUUUCGGUGCAACAGUAACGAGCGUGACUAGUUAGAGGACAUCACUAAAUAGCGUGGCUAAGGUAUUUUUAACUGAUGGAUGUGUCCUAUUCCCCAAACCCUGAUUCCCCGUUCAGCGCCAGCGUCCGCCACUUCCUCGAGGGUAUCUCACGUCGCUCGUGGAACCGUUCGAGGAUAAUCAACUUUCCACGGGCACUGUGGUGAGUGGGAUUGAAAAAAAAUGGUACCUUCGCGCCGAGGACUAGAGCGGAAGGAAGCGUAGGGCGCGCGCGCGCGCACGCGAUGUCUGUUUCUGCGAGCCACGCGAAUGUGGACGGACUCAUUGUCGGUAAUAAUAACGUAUAAACACAAUAUCGCAUAUUCGUGCUUGCUGGAUAUGAAUAAAGAGCGUUAACUAUCGUUUCCUUCACCGAGUAACUAAGUGUGUGUAUCUAAAUUAACGCUGAUCAGUGCCGAUCGUUUUCGCGGUGUACUGAACGCCAUAUUAACGUCUCUACGCGCGUAAGCUAUUAUUUAGCACCAGCCUCCGCCGACACCUUCCCAACCCUCCGAUGUACGAACCGAUUGACCCCCUCGGUGCUGUGGAAACGUUGAUCGACGUGUGCAGGGUAAACGAGAGAAAAUAACGGUUGGACAUGUCCCUGGUGGAUUCAGUGAAACGAAGUAGCUACGUCGAUGCUUCUUUUGCUUGACGAGAUUACGUGCUCCCUUCUCUUGAACGUUUAGCCGCCGGGAAUAGGUGAACGGACUGCGGAUGUUUAUGCCGAUUAAAUUCCUUUUCUCAUAGACUAUUUUGUGGAAGCAAAGUAUCUUAUUGUACGCGUAAAAUCUGCGGUCCAACGGUGCGCGUUCGCUUCUGACGAUCUUCUUUAAUCGCGUUUUCGCUUCUACGUUAACGUCGCGCCACGCCGCGUGAUCGAAUUUACCCGGAGACGAGCGAGAUUCGUUCGUGAGACGGCUAACCGUGUUCCACCGCGCGCAACAGACGAAAGUACGAUGUUCCACGGGAACGGUAAUCGAAUUUCAGCACCGGAAGGGUUGACCCUGAGCCACUACCCACCCUACCUUUUCCCCUCUCGUUUCUUUCCUUUCGACAUAUUCCCCUCGAUUGCCCCGACGCGUUACUUUCCCGCGUUCCCGCGAACGUUCGUACGCGGACGCCCCCGCCACAUUCGAUAUUUUGCGACGGCUUUAGACGGCGCCAUUUUAACGGGAUUUAGAUAGCUGGCAUCGCGGCGACAAGCUCUCCGCUUGUCGCGGAUAGAAAUUGAGGAAAAAAACGACAAAACCAAAAAAAAAUAAAUAAAAUAAAAGAUAACACUACGCGCUGAGU
This is a messenger RNA of Nomia melanderi (Alkali bee), 9011 nucleotides long. NCBI's taxonomy places the organism in Eukaryota, Metazoa, Arthropoda, Insecta, Hymenoptera, Halictidae. The record is from RefSeq and is a predicted model, not a curated record.